CUCCACCACCACGACCACACAUACACACACAUCCACACACACAACACACACACACACACACACACCAUGACCGACAGACAGGACAAAGUCACCCGGACCAACGAGCUUCUGGCAUACCUACAAGGCCCAGGCGAGCGGCUCGGCCCUGCACCCUGCCGCCCUGCGCUGUUUCCAGGCACAAGCGAGGGAGGACGACGACAUGGCAAGGACGACGACAACGACUGCGACUCCGAGUUGGACUCGGACUCGGUGGAGGUUGAUCUGGGCUUUGCUUCGUCGUCGGUGGGCGACUCGUCGGGCGAUGCGGGGAUGAGCAGGUGCUCGUCCGGGCACAGGGUCACCUUUGCUGCAGAUGUCGACGAGUACUCGGCUUCGCACAGGCCCAUGCGGAGGUGGGAAAGCCAGGCACCGGCCGGAUCUCUCAUGGCUGAUGCUGUGCCAAGUCCUGCCACGCUCUCCGCCAAGUACGAGAGCCGGAAGAAUCCCGCAGGCCUCCGCCGGAUGGCCCAAUCGCUGCCGACUCUCGCCCUCGACGGCGAUGCCUAUGCACCGUCAGCAGCAGGGAGCGACUUUGCCGCCUUUGUCUACCAUCCAGAUCGGACUCCGCCGGUUUCGAGCCUGCCGGUCCUCGGCCGCGAGUGGCGCGGGGCUGUAGCCGACAUGCUCGGCCACGAUCACGAAUCGGUCUCGCAGACCAUCAUCGAUCCUCUACCCGACGCAUGGAUCAACUCGUACCUCAAGCAACUUGCCGUCCACCCGCCGCUUCCGCACAUGCUUCCGCGCCGCCCGCCUCCGACACCCAAGGGCGUCGUGCAGAGCUAACCCACGUCGCUGGCAUCGGUGGCGCGGGUGGCGGGCCGCCAGCGGGCC
Molecule: messenger RNA, 870 nt
Organism: Thecamonas trahens ATCC 50062
Lineage: Eukaryota; Apusomonadida; Apusomonadidae
Exons: 1
Coding region: 67-822 (251 amino acids)
Source: RefSeq, a predicted model, not a curated record